Molecule: messenger RNA, 4629 nt
Organism: Cercopithifilaria johnstoni
Lineage: Eukaryota; Metazoa; Nematoda; Chromadorea; Rhabditida; Onchocercidae
Source: the annotation of a GenBank genome assembly
AUGGAGGAAGUGUGUUGUUCUAAAAAAACGGAAACAUUAAUAACUUGGAGCGAAAAGCCGGAAAAACUUCUGCGAUCUAAUUUUUUGCCUAAACGAAAGAGCAAGGGGCAUUCUUGGUCAAAGCAUAUAUUUAAUCAUUUUGCUUUAGCUAGAAAAUUUCGCUCAAUAUUUGACUGUUAUUCAACAAAUAUACUACGAACAUUAAUUGCUCAAAACAAUUUCUCAGGCAAAUUAUCAAUACUAAAAGAAGCUAACGGAGGAGAAUCAAGUAAUAUUUCUGAUUCCGAUCUUAGAAUCACUUCGUUUAUAGAAUAUUCAAAUACUGCCUCAUAUUCCCGAAAUCUAAAUUCAUGUUUGAAAUUAAGUGGAUCAUUUAGAAAUUCUCAUGUGUUAUCUGAAAGUCUUAUCUGUCCUUUUACGCUUUUGAAUACACUUUAUAAGCGAAAACAAGGUUCAACAAGUUAUCGAACGAAAUGGCUUAUAACAAAAUUGUCAACUAUAGAAGCAGCAUUAUCAUUAUUUCAAUUAUCACUAUCAUCUACUUUAUCAUCCUCAUUUUUAUCAUUCACCAUGACAGUCGAUAUACCAUCAUCUAUGGAGUACAAUCGAAAAAGUGUAUCAGUUCAUUGCACCGCUAAUUUUAUCCUAAAUUAUCUCUGCAAACAUUCAGAACUCCGUGUUCCUACUGAUAGUAACAAGUUGAAAUCAUCGCUAUGGCAAUGUGGUUACGAAUAUUUCAAUUUACUCAAAAUGUUAUUCUUAUUAAUUAUAAUGUUAGUAGAAGGAUCAAAUGCUAUAUUGCUUUCUGGAGCACCUGGUUCAUAUGCAAGGUAUCCCAAAUGGAUGCAUACAUUUGAAAAUCAACUAUCGUUGGAUUUUCGCACGAAGCAAAGUAAUGCAUUAUUGCUAUAUACUGAUGAUGGUGGAAUUCAAGGAAAUUUUUAUUGUUUUACAAUUGCUAAUAAAAAAUUACAAUUGGAUUUCAGAUUAGGUGAUGAAACAAAUUAUUUAUCAUCGGAAAGGCCAGUGAUUACGAUGCAAUUGAAUGAUAUAGAAGUGAGCGAUUAUCGAUGGCAUCGUCUAACUUUAUUUCAGGCUUGGGAAAAUAUAAAAUUACAAGUGGAUGAUACGGUUCUUUUCAAAAUUCUCAAUCAACGUAGUUUUAGUUUUGGUAAUCUGAAGACAAACUCUGAUAUGUUUAUUGGCGGUGUUCCGAAAGAUACUUAUUUGCUUGGUGCAAUGAGUUCACCAUUAAAACGACAUACAAUUUCGUUUGCAGGUAGAGUAAAAAAUUUACUCUACAGGCUUUAUCCACAAGGUGUCACAUCACCGCAAUUAAUCGAAAGUGUUGGUAUGAGGCAAUCGGAUGAAGAUUUUUGUAAACUAACAAAUAUCGCUGAUAAAAACGAUCAUUAUUGCCGUAAUGGUGGUAUUUGUUACAAUACAAACGAAGGACCAAAAUGUGAUUGCUCAUUUACCGAUUUCCGAGGGAACCGUUGCGAAAUAGCUCGGACUGAUUCUGACUUAUCAUUUAAUGGUGAAGAAUUGAUUGGUUACGAUGUAAGCAAUAAUACGGCUGGAAUUAUACGCUUUCGAUCGGAAAAUAUUACAUUAUCAUUCAAAACAACACAUCAACGAUCUCUAUUAUAUAUUGGUGGUGAUCGCCUGAAUUACAUUUACAUCAUCCUGGAUGGGAAUUCAGUUAUUGCAACAUCAAAAUUUGAUGGUACCGAAAAACGUCUAAUACGAAUUUUGAGCGAUUAUCCAACAGGUCGAUAUGAUGAUGAUCGUUGGCAUACAGUUAUUGUUUUUAGAACGCUAACAUUGAUGACUUUAAGCGUUGAUGGCUUAGAAGAUGAAAUUCGUCAAUAUGCGCCAGAAAUUGAUUGGCUUGUUAAUUCAUUUGCAUAUUUGGGUGGCAUACCAAAGAAUAAGAAUAUUCCGGAAAUUAAAGUGGAAAAUUUCCGAGGUUGCAUGAAGAAGAUCAAAUAUGAAGCGGAUGCUCAUUUGAUUAAUUUUAUAACAUUAGCCGAUCAGGGAUACGGACAAUCGAUUAUACGAUCAACAGGCGAUUUAAGAUUUUCUUGUAGUAAACCAGCAGCAAUAUAUGCAGAUGUAUUUUCAUUCAACACUGGCCAACAUUUUAUUACUUUACCGAAAUGGAAUUCGGUAGCCAGCGGAAGUUUGAGCUUUCAACUACGAACACAAGAACUUGAUGGUCUCAUUCUCUAUCAUGGAUCAUUACCGACUGCAAAAACUGGACAUGAUUAUCUUGCUUUUGAAUUAAUUGAUGGUCAUUUGUUUAUGAUUAUUAAUCUUGGAUCAGGACAUAUUAGAUUACAGACAACAGCUGAAAAAAUAACGAAUGGAGCGAUAUGGCAUAAUAUAACGCUUGAACGGAUGGGACGAACUGGUACAGUGAUUGUUGAUGAUAUUAAAACCGAUUUUUCAACACCCGGUGUGUCUGCCAAUUUAAUCAUCGAAGAACCAAUCUAUUUGGGAGCAGUACCAUGGCCAAAAAAUGAAUCGGAUACUAUUGACUUUUAUGUACCAUAUCCGAUUUGGACAGCAAAUUUACGAAAAGGUUAUAUGGGAUGCUUGAAAAGUAUUCGUAUCAAUGGUAUUAAUCCAAAUAUUGCAAGAAUUUUUGAGGAACAAAAAGACGAUAUUAAACAUGGAAUUACUCAUGGAUGUUCAACUAAUCUGAAUCAGGAUUUUUGCGCCGUAUCACCGUGUAAAAAUUUUGGACGGUGUGAGAACGGUUACAGCAAUUUCCGUUGUGAUUGUUCAGUAUCAACUAUGGAAGGACCACUUUGUGAUAAAGAGCCAGAAGUCGUGGAUUUUUCAACGGAUAAUGUACCACAAUCGCUCCUACUCCCAAAAUCUAUGGAAAGCGAAGCGGAAACAAUUGAGUGCAAAUUUCGAAGCAGUAGUGAAAGAAAUGUUUUGUUGGAUACGAAAUCAAUAAAAUCAUCAAAUCAUCGUAUUUUACUUUUAUUGAUCAAGGGAGAACUUCAAUUGCAUCUUAACUUCAAUAAUUCUCAUCAUUCAUUCAAUUGGGGUAGCAAUUUAAAUGAUAAUCGAAUUCACUCAGUACGUAUUAAACGACGUGGCGAAAAACUUUUGCUAUUUUUGGACGGUAAAUGGGAACAUAAUUAUUUCCUACCGUCCUCUAAGGUAUUGGAUAUUGAUGAAAUAGCUGCUGGUCAUUCAUUGCAUGCAAUUUCAUCAUUAAAUUUUACAACUCAUGCAAACAGUACAUCGGAUGAGAAAUUUCGUGGACAAAUGAUAAAAAUGCUUUUUAAUGAUUAUGAUGUCUUAAAGAAUGCGAAGCGCAGAAGUACUGUGAAUAGUCUAUCAGUAAGAACGAGUGAAUUACGUGAACGAUAUAAAAUAAGAAACAGGAAAGCGAAAUAUUCAUCGGUAACAUUUGAAAAACAUAACGCAUAUGCGAUGAUCAACGAUGAACGUUUAGCAAAUAUUGGAAAAAUUUAUCGAAUUUCAUUCAAAUUUCGGACAUUAUCAUCAUCAUCAAUUUUACUUGCUUUUUCAACUAAUUCUACUUACAGUCAUGAUACGGCAUCUUUAGAAUUGUAUCAUGGUCGAAUAAGAUAUACUUAUAGCUUCAAUUCUCGAAUAGAAUCUGUAUUGUCAUCAGAUUUGCCAAAUGAGGAAGUCUUAAAUGAUUUUAAAUGGCAUAGCAUCCUUGUACAUCAGAAAUCAUUAGGUGGUGAGCAUUAUCUGGUGGUAGAUAACAGAAGCAUAGUAAUGGAUAGUGUUCAGGGACAUACAGUGAAUUUAGAUACACAAUUGCAUAUCGGGAAUAUACCAUCAGACGUUCCUGGUUUUCCGAGACUUAGGGAGGUUCCCGGCUUCCGCGGAUGCAUCUCUUCAUUACGGAUUGGAAAUGAAUAUCUGGAUAUCUUGAAAGAUGCUAUCGAAAGUUUUGGUAUUGCUAAAGGAUGCCAUGGUCCACAUACUCGAUGUUCACCUAAAGCAUGCUCAAAUCGUGGUAAAUGCAUUCAAAAAUGGAAUUCCAUCAAAUGUGACUGUUCAAUGACAACUUAUGCAGGCGAAAGAUGUGAUAGCCCUGGUACAACAUAUAUAUUUGAUUCAUCAUUAUCAGCAAUCUACUAUGAAUAUCCACAAUCAAUAAGACCAUCAACAAAUCGAGAUGAGGUGGCAAUUGGAUUUCGUACUCGACAGGCUACUGCUGUAUUAUUAAGUGUAGACUGUAAUGUUGAUGGAGAUUUUUUUACCAUUUUCUUGAAAGAUGCUUAUUUACAUGUACGUUACAAUCUCGGAUCACGGAAUCAUGAUGUUGGUUUUCUGGAUGCUUUAUUAAAUGAUAACAAGCAUCAUGCAGUUAUUAUAUAUCGGCAAGAAGCAAAUUUAACUCUCUACAUCGAUAAUCAUGAACCAAUUUAUUAUUCUCCACCUGGUGGUGAUAUGGAGCUUGUUACAUUAAACAUGCAAUGGAGAGUGACCAUUGGUGCAUCAUUUAAUUUAUUACAUCAUUCAAAACGACGGAAACGUGAACAAAUCCAUGAUAGCUAUAAUGGUUUCAUCUCAGGUGUCAACUUUAAUGGCCUAAUGAUACUGGACAUGCUUGCAAAAGGUUUACUUUAA